AUGCGCGCCGUCCAAGUCAGCGAAUACGUCAAGGGCCCUCUCGAGCUCACAGUCUCAACCGUCCCCACCCCAUCACCAGCAACAGAUAAAUACCUCAUCGAGAUCCACUCAGCCGGUACCAAUUUCUUUGAUAUCCUCCAAAUCCAAGGAAAAUACCAACAUCAACCUCCCCUCCCCUGGAUCGGAGGCUCCGAGUUCGCGGGAACAAUCCUCGCUGUCCCUACAUCCUCAUCUACCCCGAAGUUCAAGGUCGGAGAUCGAGUCUUCGGCGCAACCCAAGGCGCAUACGCGACUCACAUCCUUGCGCCGGAGGCCUCUUUACUCCCCGUGCCUCAGGGGUGGAGUUUCGAGGAUGCAGCCGGAUUAUUCGUUACGGCUCCUACGUCCUACGGAGCCCUUGUGCACCGUGCCGGUGUGAAAGCCGGUGACUGGGUUCUUGUCCAUGCUGCUGCUGGCGGUGUUGGACUUGCAGCUGUGCAGAUUGCCAAGGCUAAGGGUGCGACUGUGAUCGCGACGGCUGGAACGAAGCGGAAGCGUGAGAUUGCGGUGGAGUUUGGGGCUGAUUAUGUCAUUGAUUAUACUAACAAGGCUUGGCCGGAGGAGGUGAAGAAGCUUUGUGCUGAGAAGAGGACGGGCAAUGGCAAGGCCGGUGUUGAUAUCGUUUAUGAUCCUGUUGGUUUGAUUGACGCUAGUUUGAAGUGUGUUGCGUGGAAUGCGCGGUUGUUGGUUAUUGGCUUCGCGGCUGGUAAGAUUGAGAAGGUUGCGCUGAAUCGGGUUCUGUUGAAGAAUGUCAGUCUGGUUGGACUUCAUUGGGGCAUGUAUGCGAAGUUUGAGACGGAGACGGUUCAGGCGGUUUGGAAGGGCAUCUUUGAUCUUGUUGCUCAAGGUCAGUUCCGGGGAACAGCGUUUAAGGAUGAGAGUUUUGUUGGCUUGGAGAGUGUGCCUGGGGCCUUGAAGGCGCUCGGUGGUCGUGAAACUUGGGGAAAGGUUGUGGUGAAUGUUGUUGGUAAUGAGAAGGCUAAGAGCCGGCUGUAG
Penicillium pulvis is the source of this 1035-nucleotide messenger RNA. Its product is annotated as NADPH:quinone oxidoreductase family protein. The record is from RefSeq and is a predicted model, not a curated record. Gene Ontology annotation, cellular component: mitochondrion. The transcript has 2 exons. Lineage: Eukaryota; Fungi; Ascomycota; Eurotiomycetes; Eurotiales; Aspergillaceae. Gene Ontology annotation, molecular function: oxidoreductase activity; zinc ion binding. Bases 1 to 1035 code for a protein of 344 amino acids.